CUGCUAUUCAGAAUAUGUAUAUACAAUCACCGACUGGCGCCGACGGGGUUCCGAUUCUUCCGCCAAUAUGGGUACUUUGAAACAAUCUGGACGGAGCAGCCUUGUGGUCUUCCGUGUCCGAAAGGCUACAGGCGGGAAGAUGCGAGCUUGGAUCGCUGUCACGCCAUUUUGCUCGAUCUUAUUACUUACAUACAUACAUGUAAGUACGAGAGGAGUGUGGGGGAUCAUCGCCUGAGACUGGCAGAUAUGAGACUCGAAAGAGGACUGAAAUGGAUGAGUCGAUUGUUGUCUGCUGAUUCACAGUGCUUUGUGCAAUCCAUAGCGGGAAUCAGCCAUGUAAC
Aspergillus costaricaensis CBS 115574 is the source of this 341-nucleotide messenger RNA. RefSeq lists its product as uncharacterized. The record is from RefSeq and is a predicted model, not a curated record. Bases 68 to 235 code for a protein of 55 amino acids. The transcript has 3 exons. Lineage: Eukaryota; Fungi; Ascomycota; Eurotiomycetes; Eurotiales; Aspergillaceae.